ACAACAUUCAUCAAUUGAUACCAAUUACGUCACCUGUUCAACUACACAAUGAGCACUGAUAAAGACCCCCUUUUAGCGGCCUUCGAGGCCGACAGCGCCGAGGCACCAGCUCCAGCCGACCCCGAAAGAGAAAGAGCGCUCGGGCAGUUCAAGAACAAGUUAAUGGAGCACAGACAGUGGGAUGCACGCCUCAAACAGUUGCGCUUGGAUAUUCGCGGCAAGGAGAACGAUUACGAAAAGACAGAGAACGACAUCAAGGCGCUUCAGUCGGUGGGGCAGGUGGUGGGCGAGGUAUUGAAGCAGUUGGACGACGAACGCUUUAUCGUGAAGGCAUCGCUGGGGCCGCGUUAUAUCGUGGGCUGCCGCAACUCUAUCAGUAAGGAGGCGUUGAAGCAGGGUGUGCGCGUGGCGUUAGACAUGACGACGUUGACCAUCAUGCGUAUCUUACCGAGGGAGGUGGACCCCCUCGUGUACAACAUGACGACGUUCGAGCCGGGUGAGAUCUCGUUUGGUGGGAUUGGUGGGUUGAACGAACAGAUCCGCGAGUUGCGCGAGGUCAUUGAGCUCCCGUUAAAGAACCCAGAGUUGUUCCUUCGAGUCGGUAUCAAGCCACCUAAGGGGGUACUUCUAUACGGGCCUCCAGGUACCGGGAAAACCUUGUUGGCAAAGGCGGUCGCCGCCACUAUUGGUGCUAACUUCAUCUUUUCCCCGGCGUCCGCGAUUGUGGACAAGUACAUCGGUGAAUCUGCUAGAUUGAUCAGGGAGAUGUUCAGCUACGCGAAGGAGCACGAGCCGUGUAUCAUCUUUAUUGACGAAGUGGAUGCAAUCGGUGGGCGCAGAUUCAGCGAGGGGACGUCCGCGGAUCGUGAGAUUCAGCGUACGUUAAUGGAGUUGUUGAACCAGAUGGACGGGUUCGACUACCUCGGCCAGACCAAGGUCAUUAUGGCCACCAACAGACCUGACACUUUGGACCCGGCGUUGUUGAGAGCCGGACGUUUGGACCGAAAGAUUGAAAUCCCGUUGCCUAACGAGGCCGGCCGCUUGGAGGUGUUCAAGAUCCAUUCUGCGAAUGUGCAGAAACAGGGCGAGUUCGACUUCGAGGCCGCCGUUAAGAUGAGCGACGGCUUCAACGGUGCCGAUAUCAGAAACGUUAUCACCGAGGCUGGAUUCUUUGCCAUCAGAGAUGACAGAGACUACAUUCUCCAGGAGGACUUGAUGAAGGCCGUGCGUAAGGUCGGCGAGUCUAAGAAGUUGGAGGGCAAGUUGGACUACGAAAAGUUGUAAGUUACAUUAGAUUGAAUCACGAAUGGUGGUGUACAUUAUUUUGAACUAAAGAGUACGAUGUAGCGGGAUGAAGUAAUAUAACCCUAUAAUGGUAUCG
Messenger RNA from Babjeviella inositovora NRRL Y-12698, 1381 nucleotides. RefSeq names its product proteasome regulatory particle base subunit (gene RPT4). The coding region runs from base 49 to 1284 and encodes 411 amino acids. Gene Ontology annotation, molecular function: ATP binding; ATP hydrolysis activity; proteasome-activating activity. The transcript has a single exon. Gene Ontology annotation, cellular component: proteasome regulatory particle, base subcomplex; cytosolic proteasome complex. Gene Ontology annotation, biological process: positive regulation of RNA polymerase II transcription preinitiation complex assembly. Lineage: Eukaryota; Fungi; Ascomycota; Pichiomycetes; Serinales. The record is from RefSeq and is a predicted model, not a curated record.